Messenger RNA from Salvia splendens (bonfire salvia), 1150 nucleotides. RefSeq names its product transcription factor bHLH153-like. The transcript is spliced from 6 exons. The record is from RefSeq and is a predicted model, not a curated record. Bases 535 to 981 code for a protein of 148 amino acids. Gene Ontology annotation, molecular function: RNA polymerase II cis-regulatory region sequence-specific DNA binding; DNA-binding transcription factor activity, RNA polymerase II-specific; protein dimerization activity. Gene Ontology annotation, cellular component: nucleus. Gene Ontology annotation, biological process: regulation of transcription by RNA polymerase II. Lineage: Eukaryota; Viridiplantae; Streptophyta; Magnoliopsida; Lamiales; Lamiaceae.
ACCACUCUUCCUCUCUCUUUCACUGCCGUCUCUGUAUAUUAGCUGUCUCUACUAAAUACUCUUCCAUUUUCCUCUCUCUCUCUCUCCUCCCUUUUCACUUCAUUGAUUAACUCUUUGUAUGUAUAUAUACACACUUUCAAACUCCCUCUCCCUCCUUUCACACCCCCAAUUUCGUGAUCCUCUUCACAAUUUUCACUCUGCUUUCGCGUCGUUUCCUUUUGCUUUCUUUGUUUAUUUAUGCGUGUAUUUCCGCGUGUGAAAACGUACAUACACGCCUCUGCACUCGUAACUGCUGCUGUACAAUACAUGUGUUGCCACAAAUCCCUACGCCGUUAGCCAAAAUUACUACUCCAGUCCAUAUCUACCAAAAAAGGGCUCCGCCUAUGGAAUUCUCGAGUUCAGGCUCUGGAUUCCGCCUCGAAAGUUGAGAUUUUUCGUUUUCAUCUCUUCUCACACUGAUUCUGAUCCAGAUUUUGCGUUGAAUUAGCACUUUUUCGCAUUUGCUGUCUACUAAGGGAACUUGUGUAGGAGAAGAUGUUGCAACAUAAAAGAGGCCCUAUAUCUCUUGAGCAAAGCAGCUUCAUGGAUAUCAUGCCAAAACGACUAAAGACGGAUGACUCUCUUUCUUCAAAGGAAAAGAAAGAGAAAUUUAGCGAACGGAUUUCUGCGCUUCAACAGCUUGUCUCACCAUAUGGGAAGACUGAUACAGCUUCGGUCCUCUUAGAAGCAAUGGAGUACAUAAGGUUUCUUCAUGAACAGGUUAAGGUACUAAGUGCUCCAUACUUGUAUAGUACACCAACACAAUUACAGGGUGAAGAAGGAUCCAGCCUCAGUGCCAAAGGCUUAUGCGUUGUGCCUGUCUCGUUCACUGUUGGAAUUGCUAACAGCAACGGUGCAGAUAUCUGGGCGCCCAUCAAGACAAGCCCUGCGACUUCCAAACGAGCUAUAUCCGAGGAAGCUUCCGUCAUAACCCAGAGUUAGAAGCUUCAGUGUCGGAGUGACUGUCUGCACGAAUGAGAAAGAUCACAUUUUAGUUAUUAGAAGCUAUUGAUCUGGGAAUGAAGUGAUGAUGAUAGUGUAUGUAUGAACUAAGAUGUAAAUUUAUGGGAAAAUGGUUGGAAUAAAUCAACACUUUUUUUGAGUUUUCUAA